This is a messenger RNA of Podarcis lilfordi (Lilford's wall lizard), 8889 nucleotides long. The record is from the annotation of a GenBank genome assembly. NCBI's taxonomy places the organism in Eukaryota, Metazoa, Chordata, Lepidosauria, Squamata, Lacertidae.
AUGACUCCAAGGUGCGCUCCCGCGCACGAGGGAGACAGGCAAUCCAGAGGCUUUGCAGCUGCCUCCUGGCGCCUGGCGCCACAGCCCCCUCCCCUUUCCCCUCCCUCCGCUUUCCCUUCUUCGGGCCGGAGGCGCAAAAAAAAAAGCAACGUGAGAGCGCGCGCGCGCGUAUCCGGCGCGCCCUUGUUCCUGCCGUAGCUGCGCAGCCGCCGCUUCCACGCGCCGAGAGGCCCGCUGCCUUGUGGGGUAAGGGGGCCAGGAGCCGACGGGACGGAGAUGUGGGUGCGGGGUGGCGUCGGGGAGCGCUGUGCAAUGGGGAGCAGCCCCUCUUCCACCGGAGGAGGGGGAGGGACGGUCGAAGGGGUGGGGGGGCCAGGAAUAGAUGCCCGGGGUGGCAUGGCUUCCUUGCGCACCGCGCCGCGUCUGCAACAGGAGCCGGCGAGCUAUUUGCAAGCAAGCCAACCGACCCCGCUGCACCGCCGGCCUUGGCUGCCUUUCUGUGCGCGCGCGCGCGCCCGUGUGUGGCACGUUUGCAUUUCCGUAGCUUACUAUGGGCAUGCGCGGCGACCAAGGGUUUUGGUUUUUUUGGUGGGGCCGGAGGCGCGCAGGCCAGCGGCACCCCGAGCCAGAAGCGCGCAGGUAUUUGGGGCUGCUGGGUCGCCGCCUUGCGCGGGGCCAUCUAGCGCAGUAUUGAGUGCACUGGCUGGCAGCGGCUCCCCAGGGUCUCUCGGGCGCGAGGGGUGCAGUCUCCCAGCCUGCUUGAACUCGGGAUCUUCCGCGCUGCAAAGCGGAUGCUUCGCCGCUGAAAGUGCGAGGUUGUGCCCGGUUGCUGGCAGGUUGCAGCCGGGUGAUUCUUCUUUUUUUAAGAUUGCACCUUCGGUAAGGCAUUUCAGCAGCCCUGAAAACAAGUUGCAGGAAACGAGUGGAGAGAGGGCUCUUGUCCUCUGGUCCAGCUCUUUGUUUGGCCACUGUGAGAACAGGAUGCUGUCCUAAAUUCUUCUGAUGCGCCUGUUAUCCCUCUGCUUUCACUGGAGAAGAGGGGAGAGGGAGCACUUUUAAGGGUUGCAGCCAACUCGGUUGAAACUGCCUAAUGCUGCCCUUGGCCAGCCUGGGCCUGAUGGGAGUUGUAGUCCAAAACAGCUGGAAGGCACAAGAUUGGCAAAGGCUGGUUUAAUGUCUCCGGAAUUUUGAAGCCUCGUAUUUUAGAUAUUGUUGUUUUAAGUUUGAGUGUGUUUUGUGGUUUGAAUCUUAUUAGUAUUAAAAAAACAACAACACACAGGCAGAAAUAGCAAGUAUUCCGGAUCAUGCUUGCUCAGUGGUCACGACUGAUGGGAGUUGUAGUUCCUGCUACCCUGAAAUGGACCUGCCUUCUCAGGCAGGGUGGGCAGAAGGUAGAUGGAAAUCUGCAGAUAGAUGUCUGUUUUGCAGUAAACCUGCAAGGGCUUCUGAUUCUCAGUUGUCUUGCAAUAGCAACAACUAUUCCACCUAAAUUAGGCAGGUGAAAUGAAGAGAGUUUGGGGAAAUCGAGUGUGUGUGAAAGGACUGCAAUCUUAGUUCAGUUCUUGAACUGGAAGCAAAUUCCUAGGCUCAGAACAUGCUCAGAGGCACCUUGCUCUUUAAUUUUAACUGCUUGACCUAGGAUAGCUCAGUCAGCGGAGCAUGAGACCCUUAAUCUCAAGGUUGUGAGUUCAAGUCUCAUCUAGGGCAAAACAUUCCUGCAUUGCAUGGGGAUGGCGUAAUUGACGCUAGUGGUCCCUUCCAACUAUACAGUUUUUUUGCACCUGACUGCAGCUGGUAGAUCUUGGGAUUUUAGUAAAAACAAAAAACAGAGUUAAGAUCUCACAAGCCUGAAGACUGAACACCCAUAAGAGCUCUUGCUUUGUCCUGCAGAAACACUAUGGAGACUGCCAGCCACAGCCUGAUCCUCCUGCAGCAGCUGAACAUGCAAAGGGAAUUUGGCUUUCUCUGUGACUGCACUGUGGCCAUAGGAGACGUCUACUUCAAAGCUCACCGAGCUGUCCUGGCUGCCUUCUCAAACUAUUUUAAGAUGAUAUUCAUUCACCAGACAAGGUAAGGCAGUGCAUGUCUUUUGGGGCAUGACGGAUGCAAUCACAAACUUGUUUUCUGGGAAGGGGAGGCUCUCAGAACUUCCAGAAUAUCUCCUUUACACACAAAAGGCUUUGCAGCAUUUGGCUACCUGGAAUGUUGUGGUUCAUGGGAAUUGCAAAGGGGAGAAGCCAAGAAGCUGAUUUAAAUAUUAUACCUGCCUCUCCAGCCCUAGUAGGAGAAGGAUAAAAUGGCAGAAUCAGAAUUGUAGAGUUGGAAGGGACCCUAAGGGUCAGCACGUCCAAUCUCAACUAGAUCAUAUAUGAUAGGCAGCCAUCCAACCUCUGCUUAAAAACCUCCAAGGAAGGCAGAGUCCACCAUCUCUUGUGAGAGCCUGUUCCACUGCCAGAUAGCUCUUAAAGUUCUUCCUGAUGUUUAAUCACAGUCUCCUUCCUUGUAACAUGAUAGAUAGAUGGAAAUUUAUUACGGUCCCAGACCAGUUUUACAUACCAUAUUAAACAAGCAUAAAACACAAUAGAAUUAAGUUUGGAUUAACAAUCAAGUAUAACAACAAACAGUAUGAAUAUGGCAGCAAGUAGAAAUGUGGUUUAGGUCUUAAUCUCUAAAAUAUUAUCUAGAGUUCACAUCUGAGGUCUUAAAGGGUAAAGGUAAAGGGGAUCCCUGACCAUUAGGUCCAGUCGCGGCCGACUCUGGGGUUGCGGCGCUCAUCUCGCUUUAUUGGCCAAGGGAGCCAGCGUACAGCUUCCGGGUCAUGGGGCCAGCAGGACUAAGCCGCUUCUGGCGAACCAGAGCAGCACACGGAAACGCCGUUUACCUUCCCGCUGGAGCGGUACUUAUUUAUCUACUUGCACUUUGACGUGCUUUCGAACUGCUAGGUGGACAGGAGCAGGGACCGAGCAACGGGAGCUCACCCCGUCACGGGGAUUCGAACUGCCGACCUUCUGAUCGGCAAGUCCUAGGCUCUGUGGUUUAACCCACAGCGCCACCCGCGUCCCUUAUCUGAGGUCUUAGUCUUUGUAAUAGCACAGCUUGUUCUCCGGGUUUUAUGGCAGCCACACAAAAUUUGGCCACCCUUAGUGUGAUCUCUGGAUUCUUGUCCUCUAACAGGGAUUUUAAGCAUUGAGAUUCAAACCCACUUUCUGUAUAACAGGGGUACCGUAUUUUUCGCCCUAUAGGACGUUCCGGCCCAUAGGACGCACCUAGAUUUGGGGGGGGGGAAAUAAAAGAAACAAUUUUUAUUUCCCCCCCCCAGGCGCGGGGCUGGGGUGGGGGAAGCCGGAGCUUCCCCUGACCCCAGCCCCCAGAACGGGUCCCAGAGCGAUGGCGAAGCUGCUGGGGGGAUAGCUUCCUGAAGUCUGGAGAGCAAGAGGGGUCGGUGCGCACCGACCCCUCUCGCUUUCCAGGCUUCAGCGAAAGCCUGCAUUCGCCCCAUAGGACUUACACACAUUUCCCCUUCAUUUUUGGAGGGGAAAAAGUGCGUCCUAUAGGGCGAAAAAUACGGUAAUAAAGACCGAAUGUAUAUCCUCAUAAAAAUGGCAUCGAAGCAAGACAUGGGAGACAGUUUCCACCUCUAUCAAGCCGCAGGGGCAAACUUGCUCUGCAUACGGUUUACCCACAUCUCUGCCCUGCGAUAAGUCAGAUGGCAGCAGGUUGAAUCUACCGAGGGUGAACAACCGUCUAUAUUUAGUUAUAUGUAGUUUUGACAGAUAUAUUGCUGGGGUAAAACCUCUCCCAUUGUCUUCGAUUGCUGGGUGCUUAUUCAUCUCACUCACAUGACCCUGAAAUUCUACAUCCCAUAUUCGUUUGCGAAUUGUUGCUCUGGCUUUCUCAUAACCUGCGGCUAUCAGUGCCUGUGGCGAAAACCCCAAGCCUUUUAGCUUUUCGUAUAAUGUACCUUGCAACUUGAAUCCUUUGGUUUAGGUCCUGCCCUCCGGAGCAGGAGAAAACAAACUUGCUCCAUGUGACUGCCCUUCAGAUAUUUGAAGAUAGUGAUCCUAUCGCCUCUCAGUCUAAUAUUUAGCAGGCUAAACAUACCCAAUUCCUCAUAAGGCUUGGUUUCCAGACCCUUGAUCAUCUUGGUCACUCUCCUCUGUACAUGUUCCAGCAUGUCAACAUCUUCCUUAAAUUCUGGUGCCCAGAACUGGACACAGUAAUCCAGAUGUGGUCUGACCAAGGCAGAAUAGAGUGGUGGUAAUAAUAAUAAUAAUAAUAAUAAUAAUAAUAAUAAUAAUUUAUUAUUUGUACCCCGCCCAUCUGGCUGGGUUUCCCCAGCCACUCUGGGCGGCUUCCAUAGAACCCAAAAAUACACUAAAAUAUCACACAUUAAAAACUUCCCUUGACCUGAACGCUAUACUUCUGUUGAUGCAGCCUAGAACAACUUUAGCUUUUUUUUGCUGCUGCUGCAUCACACUGUUGACUCGUGUGAAGCUUGUGGUCCAUCAAGACCUCUAGAUCCGUUUCCCAUGUACUUCUAGUAAACCCGGUUUCCCCCAUCCUAUAUUUGUGCAUCUGGUUCUUCCUGCUGAAGUGCAGACCCUUACAUUUGUCAGGAGCUCAGAUAAAAGGAAACAUUUAAGAUGGACAGGUUGUUUUUUUUUUUAAUUGUUUUACUUCAGUAUGCCACAUUUAUGCUUAUCCAGCUCUACAUUCAUCCUUUGUCUUAAAAACAAAUUGAGUUUCCCCCCUUUUAAACACUGCCCAAUCCAAAUCCAAGUCUUUACAGCCUAGCCCAAGGCCGUUGUCAGUCAUAAAUAGCAUGAUUAAAAAGCCAGUUAGUGUGUCAUAAGAAGAACUUGCUGAAUCGGGCCCAUGGCCAGCAUCCUGUUUUCAUUGGGGCCAACCAGAUGUGUGUCUGCAUCCAUCACUUAAGUUUGCUGUAGAUUUUCAGAAAAUAACUUGAUCCUAGAGACCAGAAGGUGCACCCGUAUUUUUAAAUUUUUAAUUCAUUAGAAAAGGAAGUAACAUGCAGAUUAAGAAAUUGGAACAGACAUUGCCUCAAAUGUGAAAGAGAAGAAGAGAGAAAUGUGUUAGACCGCAUCCAAAAAUGUCACCUCUCAAAAUUUACAGUAUAUUCAGCUUGUUAUUAUUCUAAAAGCAAUCAAUUGUGGGGUGUUUUUUUAGUUGUAAAACAAAGAAACAAAUGAAUAACAUAAAUAAAUGAAGAAUAGCUUGUUCUUAGGAGAAACCGCAGUAUAAUUCCCCUUCCAUAAAUUUCUGCAUGCUGUCGGUUUAUUCAAAAUGUUAUGACCUCUGGCUAUUCCUCAAGGGUAGGAGGAGUCUGGUUUAAAUCCUGGUAUUGGCUUACGAUUGCCUGAACAUUUGCAUUAUCAUCAGCACUGCCUCGUGAAUGGUCACUGUACUUAUUGUUUGUGCAUUCUCAGCUUUAGUAUAAUUGACAGCUUGUGUGUGUGUGUGUGUGUGUGUAAUUUCAUUCCCCUCAUCGCUCACACAUAUUUUUCUUUGCACCCAUGUGUAUAUAAAAAUGCCAACUUAGGAUAGCACUUCAUACUUCUAAUGCAGUUGACUAAAAUCCACAGAAGCUUAUGUCACGGUGAAUGUGUUGGUCUUUAAAGUUCUGCUGGAUUCUUCGUUGCUAUAUCCGCUUCCCUAACGUUCCUCUUUUGUUUCAAGCAGCGACUGCAUAAAGAUCCAGCCAACAGAUAUCCAACCCGACAUAUUCAGCUACUUGCUGCAUAUAAUGUACACCGGCAAAGGACCCAAACAGAUCGUCAACCAGACACGGCUGGAGGAAGGCAUCCAUUUCCUGCACGCCGACUACCUUUCCCGCAUGGCGGUGGAAAUGAAUCAGAUGCUGUCGCCAGAGUCUGUGCAGUCUUCGAACCUGUACGGAAUCCAGAUCUCCACCACGCACAAAUCCGUCAAGGGAGGCCUCCAGGCAAAGGAAAGUUUGACGAGCCUCGGGAGCAGAACCGCCGGCCAGAGCGAUCACCCCCAGCUGCAGCUCUCGUUGGCGAUUGGGCUCGACGACGGCUCUUUGGACCAGCAGCUUUCUCGUCCUUCGCUCCCUCCGGCUGUGAAGCCGACAGAGGAGCUUGCAAACGCUCCUGUGACUAUAAAACAGGAGAAGAGCGACCCGGAACAAGUGGUGUCUCAGAGCCAUACCUCGUCGUCCCCGGAUGUCAGCGGCCCGGCCUUCUCUAGGACGAACCUCAAGGUCCAUUUAUGCCAGUACUGCGGGGAGCACUUCGAAUCCCGGAGCAAUCUGCGCGAGCACCUCUUCACGCACGUCUCGGGGUCGCUGCCGUUUGGGGUUCCAGCCUCGAUCCUGGAAAGCAGCGACCUUGGCCAGCUGCAGCCCCUGCACGAAAACCACGAGGCCGCAGAAAGCCACCGGCUGGGCUCCUUCCUCCGCAAAGAGGACGAGCGCCACCUGGAGCAUCCGGCUCACGGCAGCUUGGAGCCUCUGCCCAUCGGCCAGUUGUCGCUCGUUUCCAAGGAUUCUGAGCCGGUGGAACUGAACUGCAACUUUUCCUUCUCGCGGAAGAGGAAGAUCAGCUGCGCGGUUUGCGGCCACAAGUUCCUACGCAAGAGCCAGCUGCUCGAGCACAUGUACACCCACAAAGGCAAACACUUCAAACUGGGCCGGUGCCAGAGGCUGGGCGGCUCGGCAGCCCCUAAAUUUCAGCUGCUCGGGAGCAGCUGGACUCCGGUGAAGAGCACCGCCCUCUCGCAAGCUCACGUGGAUUCGCAUAACGCGCCGGAUCCUGACCUCUCCCAAGAGAGUAUUGACACCAUACUGGUUGAAUAGCUCCUUCCCUUUUUCCUGUAUGCGUUUUUUGCCUGUGAAUUCCUGCGCUCGUUUCAAUGUCUCUCUCAUUGUCGCUGAAGGUGUUUUCCGUCUUCUUGCAAAAUAGGAAUCUGCAGACUGAAAGCCCUGUUCUGGGUUGUCUCAUGGACUCGGUUGCGCGGCUGUUUCUCACACUGCUCCAGUAACGUAUGCACUGGGGAGACCAUGUGUUAAGGGGCAGGUGACGUGGCUGUGCAUUGCCGCAAAAUGCAAACUAAAUUGCGUGCACUCCCACACCUGAAAUCUUAUGAGAUGUCAGAGGUAGGUACAGAUAAGAAUGCAGCUUCAAAAGAACAAUCAGACAUGCUUAUAGUGCGCUCACAAGUGUUUUCUUUUGCAAGCGAGACUUACUGUCAGAGCUGAUUGCUGCCGUCAGCAAGCCCCGCUUUGCCCAUUUGCAAGAGUGGUUUGAAUGCAAACCACGCCUGCAGAUGGACUUCAAAGAGGCUCCGCGACAGGGUUUCCCCAAACUUGGGUCUCCAGCAGUUUUUGGACUACAACUCACAUCAUCCCUAGCGAGCAGGUCAGGGAUGUUGGGAAUUGUAGUCCCAAAACAGCUGGAGGCCCAAGUUUGGGGAACCCCACUCUGUGAUGAGCCCCUUUGACAGUGGUUCUCUGGCAAUGUCCCUCCAGCGGAUCCCGCAUGCUCUGGACUAGAUUUCAGACCCAGGAAGUAUCCCUUUCAGAGACUGAGGAAAACAGCUAGCAGGGCCAGAGAUCUCAUUCCCUCUAAGACAGUUUCAUGUGUUCACAUAACAACACAUUUUGUGCUAGCCCCAGCAUUCUUGCAGAUGGAAUAUUCUGUAGAGUUUGUUAUAUAGGGGUAUCGCCAGUGGAUAAAAAGAGUAACAUAAAGUGACCAGGAGCAGUCGUGCCCUGAAGCCACUUUUGAGGGCUGCACCUGGAUUGAGUUUCUGCUGCCCCUGCUGCAUCUCUGCAGGCUUCCCCGUUUUGGCCUCACACCCUCCCAAAGAGCUUCCACCCGGGAGGCUGAUUUUGUGGCACCUGCUCUCCAGGUGUGAUUGGGUAGCUCAACCUGCGAUGCAGAGAUGGUUACAAGACUGCCCAGCCUCAGGGGAAGCCUCUCGUCGCCCCUCUGGACGAGUUGCUGUCCACGAGGCUUGUCUCAAAUCAGUGACUCCUGCGGAAACACAUAGAAUUGGUCUCUCUGGGGAACCUUUUGGAGACAGUAAAGGAAGUGAUGAGCAAGAUCGGGGUUAAAAUUAGUCUACAGCCCACCCACUCCAAAUUCAUGUUUCUAUACACUCAGAGAGGUGCAGAAUCCUGCAUUUGUCCCUCUAGGCCUGAGGUUCUCCAACACUGCUUGGAAAAAUCUUUUCACAUGUAAGUGGUGUGUUCCUCCAAUUCAGGAGAAAAAGGCGCAAGUCUGUCAGUUUUUGGAAGUCUGGGAAACACUUGGAAAUCACGUAGCUCUAAGCAGAUGCCUUAGGAACACUGAGGCUAUUCAGAAAUCUUUUACCCAAUGUGGGGCUCGAACCCGCAACCCUGAGCAUUUGGGGGGCUGGACUAGAUGACCCUGGUGGUCCCUUCCAACUCUUAGGAUUCCUUGUUUCUAUCCCGGCCCUACAAGUUUUCCAGUUUAGCCAGAAAGGGGCAUGAAACCUUACCAGCAGAUUGGUGCAAUAAAAAGCUCUGCCCUUGCUAGCUUUAGAUAGUCCUGUGUGAUUUCCGCCCCCUCAUCGCACUAUUUCAUAUUAGUUGCUGACUCAUUUCUUUGGAUUUAACGUUGCUCAAGAUAGAUUUCUUCCCUGUUACAGCACAACCUGUAGAUUCUCUCUGUUUGCUCCCAAAGACUCCCAGCCCCUUAAGUUAUUCACUCUGCUUUUAUUUUUACAAAAAAUUGAAUAAAACCAAAAUCUUCUGAAUCUUCCAUCGGCUCGUGCUUUCUAUUUUCCUGUAGAAAAACUCUGAUCAUGCUGUUGGUUUUCCCAGAGCAUUGGAGAAGGGGCUCCUGGUCCUUUUGUAGGUUAUUUGGUCUCAAAGCAGCUUCCAGG